Molecule: messenger RNA, 2025 nt
Organism: Patiria miniata (bat star)
Lineage: Eukaryota; Metazoa; Echinodermata; Asteroidea; Valvatida; Asterinidae
Exons: 6
Coding region: 112-1776 (554 amino acids)
Molecular function (GO): protein binding
Source: RefSeq, a predicted model, not a curated record
CGUGGGCAGCAGACUGUACUUUAUACUCUGUCAUGUUGUUUCACGUAUGCUUUGCUAGAAUAUUUUGCUAUUCUUACUAAAUAGUAGUUCUUGAUGCCCACAUGAACCAAGAUGGAACUGGGAAUAGGAACAGACGAUGACCUGUUUGUUGAAGGGAAAGAUCGGUCGUCGAGGGAACAUCAGAUCUGGAGUCCCAAACAUUGUGAACCCAAAUGUUUGCUGGAGGAAAACCCCACGAGUCCCAUCGGAGACGCAAAUAGCACCGAGCGUGCCCAGACCCUUUCUUAUCAGGCCGAUUUUCUUUACGGCAAGAAGCGGUUUGACGGCGCCCUCGCCAUCUACAGGAAAGGCGUGGCGAUGGUCCCGAUCCGCUACGUCCUUCUACGGAGAAUCUUCAUAGAGGGCGCUGCAAGGUGCUGCGUACACUUGGCCGAGCAUGAGCAGGCAUUGCACUUGGCUACACUGCUUUUGGAUGAGUCUUUGACCUUGGAACACCGGAUGACGGCAAACAGUCUGCUUGCUUCAGUGCAUGCUGCUGCAGGGAACCAACAGGAUGCCAUCAAAAGUCUUCACAUCUGUAUUCAGUGGCAGCGCUCAAAUGUCCAUUUCUGGCUCAGACUGGCAGAUGCUUACACCGCCCUCUAUCACCAGUCCCAGCUCGCAGCGCACCAGCUCCGGACUGAGCAUGCUCAGAGCAGUCCAACAGGCACCGGCUGUUCGGAAGACUCAAGUCCGAUGCGUCAAACAGAUGCCGGCAUUGACGGUGAUUCUUUGAAAAACAAAAUUUGUAAAAAUUCUUCGGUAUUUAGCAGUGCCGAGACUGUCAACACAGAAGAAGAUAAGACUUCAGUGGAAGAUAGGACUUCAGUGAAAGAUAGGACUUCAGUGGAAGAUAGGACUUCAGUGGAAGAUAGGACUUUAGUGGAAGAUAGGACUUCAGUGGAUGAUAGAACUUUAGUGGAUGGUAGUACUGCAGGGGAAGAUAGGACUGCAUUGAAAGAUAGAACUUCAGUGGAAUAUAGGACUUCAGAGGAAUAUAGGACUUCAAUGAAAGAUAGGACUUUAGUGGAAGAUAGGACUUCAGUGGAAGAUAGGACUUCAGUGGAAGAUAGGACUUCAGUGAAAGAUAGGACUUCAGAGGAAGAUAGGACUUCAGUGGAAAAUAGGACUUCAGUGGAAGAUGGGACUUCAGUGGAAGAUGGGACUUCAGUGGAAGAUGGGACUUCAGUGGACGAAGAUAGGACUUCAGUGGAAGAUAGAUCUUCAGCGGAAGAUAGGACUUCAGUGGAAGAUAGGUCUUCAGUCAAAGACUUAUCAGUUGGUGAUUUGCUGAAUAAAUUGAACAACCUUGCCAUAACCGAGCAGGAUGCAAAUAGUAUGGUGAUGAAUGAGAAGACUAAGGCUGUGCUGCUAAGCAGUGAACACCGUUCAAUUCUUGUGGCUGCAAGUUGUCUUCUAAGGGCAAGGCUGUUACUAAAAUCAGUGCAGCACUCUGUCGGUUCGUUUGCAAAAGUUCGGAACAACCAGCUUGGCACUGAGAUAGAGCAGUCAUUGGGGACUUUGCACCUAAAUCCUGCCGUCGUGAGAGUAUUACAUCACCACGCCCGGAUCGUCUUCCGACGAGGCUGUCACAAAAUGGAUGACAUUGCCAUGGCAACCAAUGAGGAAGCAGAAGGAGGCGACAAGGGUAAAGAUGAGGCUGUGGAGGACUGUUUAUCCAAGGAGGAAUUUGAACAAAGGUGGUUUCCGUGGCUAUUGGGGACAAAUUCAUCUUAGAGUCAUUUCUUCUCGAUACACUCCAUUUGCCAAAAAGUAACUGACAAAAUUAUUGUUGAAAAGUUUACUUGGUUUAAAGAUAGUACUGGCACUAAACUCCCUGUGAAACGAUUCUUUCAUUUCCAAAGAUGGGUCAAGUGACGCAUUUAUUGAAAGUUGUGUUAGUUGUUGGCUUGCAAUUCUGCGAAUCCGUGAAUGGUAGCGUGCAAGCGUUGACACGACACACACACAUGCAUGGUUGCUAUUCGU